GACGUGAAUGUAGUAAUAGUUGUUUUAAAUUUGGAACUGUGCCCGGCGGCUUUGGCUUUCCGCUCAGUCACAAGCCUAAACCAAAGAGUGCAUUUAGAAAUUUCGCGACAUUUCACCAUUUCAAUUAUAACUCCCGUAAAUUCUGUGUUUUAUAAAAUCUUGGAAAUUUCAAAGUGUAAAGUGAUAUGAGAAUGUGCUAAAAGUAAUGGGUUAACCCGUUUGUUUACGUGUGUCACGAUGAGGCGUCCGAAAUAGAUUCUUUUCUUAGGUAUCUGAUUGACCCCGUUGUUGGAGUUUAUGUCGGCCGAUACAGAAACGCUGCCAAAGGAAGAAAAGGGUGGUGAUGAGUAACGAGACAAAUGAAGAAAAUAAUGUCCUAACCCUGAAAAUUCCUAUAAUAAAAGCAGAAUCUGAAACCCAAACUAGUGGUCAUUUAGUCACAAGAAAAACCCCGGAAAAAGUAGAACCCGAAGACAUGGAGACUGAACAGAAACAACAAAUGUCAAUUAGGAAACGAAGAAAUUUAUCUAAAAAUAGAAGUCAAGCUGCAAGGCAAAGGGAAAAGACUCCCGAACCUGGCAGAACUCUUGUACCUCAUGAAGAUACGACUACAUCCGAUGACGAAGACGUACACCCACAGCGUAAUUCUCGAGAAAUUGAAGCUGAUAGCACUUAUGAAGAAAUGAAACGCAUGGUCCAAGAAAAAUCUAAUGUUAAAGAUCCAGUUUAUGAUUUAGAUACAGAGGAAGUUUUGGAAGCCAGAGCCAUGGCCGCUAAUGAAAGAAGACGUAGAAGUGUUUCUCCAUUUGCAAUUCCCGAUAAAGAAGAACUUUUACAACUACAAAGAAAAGGAAGUUUUAUUGAUCCAAGUAAUAAGUUAUUAAGCACAAAUUUAUACAGUUUGAACCUGAAAGACGAAGAACCAUCUCGGCGUAAUUCUCUUACAAUUGAUCCAACUAGAAGAAAUUCUUUAUCACCUCCAAUAUCUAGUACUGGCGCACCAAAAGAAAGUGACUUCAAUUUCCCAUUACCGACUACUCCUAAAAAGCUAGAAGAAAUGGUAUAUCCAGAUGAAAAGAAGUCUGAAGAUUCAGAAAAGAAAUCUAAAACACCUGUGAAAUCAGAACCAGUUUUCAGUUUUGAAGAAAAAGACAUCAAACAAAAUGUAAAAGCAACAACGCCUAAAACACCCGAAACUCCAGCACCAGCACCAGGUGAACUUGUGACGAAAGUAAUUGCAAUUGAAAGAACGCCAAGUAAGAAAUUAGUAGCGGAAAAGAAGCCAGUAGUCGAAGUGAGAGAACGUAUUGUUAGAACACCAAGUAGGAAAAUGUCAACAGAUGUAAGGCCGGUAAUUGCUAAACAAUCAGCCGCCAAACCAAAAGAAGAGCAACAAAGUAAAGUGCCACCAGUGAAGCCAGCACGAAGCAAGUCGGCAACUAGAUUUGGGAGUAAAACUAGUGAGAGUGAGAUGAGUGAAGACCAGAUAAAUCAACAAAAUUUCAACACGAGUGGAUCAAAACGCAAAGUUGUACCAACUCCGAGGCGAUUCGUAAGAAGUAGAUCUCCAAGAGCAAAUAGAUCUCAAUCUGUUAAUAGGGCAGAAGCUGUUCAAGUUAUAGAUAAAACAGGCACAGGCAUGAGUCAAACGAGUCGAGAAAUAAUCGAAUUAAUGCAAAAAGCACGAGCGCGUAGCCUUUCAAUACCAAAAGACGAUCCUCGACUUCCAGUAGAAUAUAAAAAUUACAGUAAAAAUUUACAAACACCGACAAAAACUCCUUCGACGCCUAGACAUCAACGAGGAAUAUCAUGCCCUAAAACUAUUCAAAUUAUAAGCGACAAAGAAAUUUUAUCAGGGUUGAAUUCAGGACUCAAAUUAAAACAAAAGAAAGAAACCGAACCUCAAAAACCCGCAAGAAGAAGAAGAAGUUCAGGCUAUAUAGAUGCGAGUCAAUCUGAAUACACAUCAAGUUGUUAUUCAACAUCACCAAGUGAAAAUGAAUUUGAUUUUGACUUAUCAGAAAGAACAGCAGAGUUGACUCGAAAAUUACAUAUUUUGAGCCAAGAAGCAGAUCAACGAGAAACUCUCAGUAAUAUACUUCUUGCGAAGGACGAUACUGAUAAUUUAAAAAAAGAAGUUCCAUUUUUACAAAAAUCUACUCUUAGGAAACGAUCUGUCGUUAAUAAUAAAAAUGAGGAAAAAAAAGAUAGCAAAGAAACACAACAGGCAGAGUCAGUUAAGUUGAAAUUGGUCGACAAAAACAAAUAUACUAAAAGUAGAUGGAAAUUAAUAGCGAAUUGGCAAGAAUUUAAACGCGAAUAUGAGCAAGAUUACACGAAAAUAAAAUUACAGCGCAAUAGAUGUGUUUGUGAUUUACUUUUGCUAAUAAUAAUGUGUGGAUUAGGUGGGAUGAUGUUCAAAUCUUUGGAGGGAUCUUUUGAAAAUGCUUAUAAAUGUGGGACGAGGGGUGUGAAAAGGGAUUUUAUUGAAAGUUUGUGGAGGGGCAGCCACUAUUUAAAAGAAGAGGAUUGGAAAUCGAUGGCUAGGAAGAAGUUGUUUGAGUUUGAGGAGCAGUUGCAUACGGCACACGAGGCGGGCGUGACGUCAUACAGCGGCCAGAGAUCCUGGAAUUUUAUGAAUUCUUUUGUUUAUUGCUUGACGUUAAUUACAACUAUUGGCUAUGGUCAUAUUGCGCCGAAGACGACGUACGGACGCGUCGCCACUAUUGUCUAUGCUAUCAUAGGCAUUCCUCUCUUCCUCAUAGUCCUAGCUGAUUUCGGCAAACUUUUUACAAGAAUCAUCAAGUUCUUUUGGGCGUUUAUCCGAAGGUUCUACUACACUAGGAGUUGCAGGAAGGUCAGGAGAACUGUGCCAGUUCAGGAAGUAAUGAAAGGCUUGAACAUCGUCUACGAUGUCGUCCGGAGGCCCUCGCAAAUCUUCUCAGAAGAGGAUUUGGAAAGGAAAGCUGGAGAUUCCCCACCAGUCCUUGAAAGGAAAUCCAGUGACGCACCUCCUCCGCUGCCACCUAAGCCUGGCCAGCUGAGCCAAACCAAAGAUGUUGAAAACGAAACAGAACCAGACACACCAGCGCCAUCUUUGUUUGAAAUCGACGAUGAAUUCAACCUCCCCAUUUCAGUGGCCAUCGUUAUUCUAAUAGUAUAUAUAAUUAUAGGUGCAUUUGGGUACUAUACUUGGGAGACAUGGAAUUUCUUCGAAUCGUUUUAUUUCGUUUUCAUAUCCAUGUCAACUAUAGGGCUUGGUGAUUUAGUUCCUGAUCAUCCGAUGUUUAUGAUGGCAUCCAUAUUGUAUCUUGUUUUCGGUUUGGCUCUAACGUCUAUGUGUAUAAACGUUGUGCAAGUUAAACUUUCGAAUACGUUCAAACAGGCAAGUGCGAAGUUAGGAGCUACUAUAGGAUUGAAGGUUUCUGAAGAAGAUGGUAGUUUAGUGCCGAUGACGCCACCGCCAACAGAAAUAGCUCCCGUCCACAAACCAAAAAAUGAAACAGAAGAAAAAGAAAGCAAAGGAGUUGAUGAGAGCGAUCCAAAGAAUAGAUAAGCUACGUUAAUGAUAUGAUGAGACCAUUUAAUUGAUUAUUUAGAAAUAAUGUAAAAAGUUACAGUUAUUUAAUACUGAUCAAUGAUUUAUAUAUUUUAUACAACAAUUUUUUUAUGAACAUUUAACAAACACUAUAAAGCUUGUAAUUUUUUUUACAAAAUCUAAAGACACAAAAAUAUUAUGUAAUCGAUGUUAUUGAUAUACAUAUAGCUGUAUAUCGCCCGCUACAGUAUUUAAUGUCAUCAAACACUGACAUAACCUUUGUCAACGAUGCAGAUAGGUCAGAUCAAUAAGUGCGAUGUAGAGAAGAUAAAGUCGCGCAGCCAACCUUUGGUUCCGAUAAUUAUUGUCUGAGGAAGAAAUCGGGAAAACACUCAGAUGAAAGAGACAACGAACAGAGAGAAUGUUUAGUAUUUUCAUUGCCUAGAUAUACUUUAGUCUGUAGUUACCAUGACAAAGUGAUCAAAAAUCUUUGAUGCCAAAAAGUUAUUGCAAUUGUUAUUAGUGUGUUGUAAAAAAAGUAUAGUUACUUAAUUGGUGCUAAUUGUGCUUCGUGUGGUUUGGUACGUUGGACCGGUAAAUUUGACCCUACCGAGAAGAUAAUAUUUAAUUAAACUUCAUUCAAAAACCUGGUACGGAUAUGUCCAGUAAAACAAAUUUAACUUACAAAGACCAGAAGAUUUACACCAUAAAAUAUAGGCAGACGAAUUAAAAAAAACAGGUCAAACAGGCGCAUCGAAUAACAGUAAUGAAUGAAUAAAUACAACUUUUUAUGAAGAUUGAAUAUAUAGGUCUUGAAAAUGAGGUUCAAUCGGUAUUUUAUUUUUGGGUCUAAUAUUUAAUGUCCAGUCGGUACUGGAACCUACGCGUUUUAGGUGAUACUGUUACUAAUUUUAUAGUUACAUUUUACAUUUAAUUAUGUUUGUUGAUGCGUGUGUAAAUAAAAGGUUUUAUUAUUUA
Plodia interpunctella (Indianmeal moth) is the source of this 4516-nucleotide messenger RNA. RefSeq names its product muscle M-line assembly protein unc-89-like. NCBI's taxonomy places the organism in Eukaryota, Metazoa, Arthropoda, Insecta, Lepidoptera, Pyralidae. Gene Ontology annotation, cellular component: plasma membrane. The transcript has 5 exons. The record is from RefSeq and is a predicted model, not a curated record. Bases 344 to 3556 code for a protein of 1070 amino acids. Gene Ontology annotation, biological process: potassium ion transmembrane transport; stabilization of membrane potential. Gene Ontology annotation, molecular function: potassium ion leak channel activity; outward rectifier potassium channel activity.